AUGCUGCAGCGGCUGCAGCAGCAGCAGCAGCAGCAGCAGAAGCAGGGGCUCGCAGAGGCCGACAAGCUGCAGCAGCAGCGCAUGCAGCAGCGCGUCUUGCUGCUGCACUUCCUGCAGCAGCUGCUGCUGCGGCACCGCCACGCGCUAGCAGCAAAGCCCGAGCUGGCUUUACAGCUGCUGCGCGCUAAGCGCCGUCUGCUGCUGCAGCCUUUCGACGUUUCGCAUCAGCAGCAGCAGCAACAGAAGCAACAGCAGCAGCAGCAACAGAAGCAACAGCAGCAGCAGCAACUAAACACCGCAGAGGACUUUGUAGCUGAAGCGACUCGGCUAGUGGAGACAGCCUCUCCGCAGCAGCAGCAGGAGAUCCUUUCCUGUCAGCUUAUUUCCUGCAGCAGCAGCAGCAGCAGCAGCAGCAGCGUCGGCGCGCUGCAGCGCGAGCUGUACAGACACCCCAGCUACGCUGUGGGGUUUGGAGCGCCUGGAGACAGCCGAGCUGCUGGCAGCAGCAGCAAAGUGCUGCCAUUUGUGUCUUUGAGGAUUCACGAGGCCUUGCGAACAGCAGAUGCUGCUGCUGCUGCUGCUGCUGCUGCUGCUGCUGCUGAUCAAGACCCCGCAGCAGUCGCCGCUGCUGUUGCAGCUGCUGCAGCAACGGGAGAGUCCUUUGAAAGGCAGCAGCAGCAGCAGCAGGGACACGUGGCAGCAACAGAGCUCACUGCUGGGCAGGCAGCAAUGGUCCUGGAUGCUUUGCUGCAGGUUGUUGCUGUUGCGCUGCUGUGUGGGGAGCUGCGGAGACACCUGAAGGUCUCCGCCGAAUUUCUGGAACGGCUCACCAGGCGGUUCACGGGGGACCUUUGCUGCUGCUUGCUGCCGCCGCCUUUGGUGUCUCUUUUCCUGCGCUCGCUGCUGCAUGCAUGCACUUUCAAGACAACAGAAAAAGGCAACAAAGCUUUUAUUAAAAUCCGCAGGACGCAGCAGCACCCGCUGCCCUGGCUGCACCAGCAGCCCCCUGCUGCUGCUGCUGCUGCUGCGGGUGCUGCUGCUGCUGCUGCUCCGCCUGCAGCAGCAGGCGCAGCAGCGCAGGGACGGUCCCUCGCCCUGCAAAUCGCUUACUACGUUUGUGCGCACGUCUAUGAGUAA
This is a messenger RNA of Eimeria tenella, 1137 nucleotides long. RefSeq lists its product as uncharacterized. The transcript is spliced from 3 exons. The record is from RefSeq and is a predicted model, not a curated record. Bases 1 to 1137 code for a protein of 378 amino acids. Lineage: Eukaryota; Apicomplexa; Conoidasida; Eucoccidiorida; Eimeriidae.